AUGGUUCUUAUGAUCAACGGAAACGUAUUCUCUCUGGUUCAAAAUCCGAGGAAGUUCCUCAAUGGGGCAAGGAAGAACCAUUGUGUGCGCUUCAUAAACCGACUAAAAGUGAAUUGUCUUGGAAAAACACGCUGUAGGCUUUUUGUUACAGACGAGAUGUUUGGACCCACCCAUUGCAAAGGACCUGUUAGCCUCGCUUUUUUAGCUACUUGUACAAGAAAAACUUAG
Thlaspi arvense is the source of this 228-nucleotide messenger RNA. Lineage: Eukaryota; Viridiplantae; Streptophyta; Magnoliopsida; Brassicales; Brassicaceae. The record is from the annotation of a GenBank genome assembly.